GGUAAAUCGAACCCGGUGUUUCAGGUGGUUCUGCCACUUCGACGACGAUAAUUACGUGAACGUGCCACGCCUGCUGAAGCUUCUGGACAACUACAAUCCUCGGGAGGAUUGGUACCUGGGCAGGCCCUCGAUACCGGCACCCUUGGAGAUCAUCAGGCAAGGACCGGAACCCUCCAAGCGACCGCAAAAGGUGAAGUUCUGGUUCGCGACCGGUGGCGCUGGAUUUUGCAUCAGCAGAGCACUCGCGCUGAAAAUGACGCCUGUGGCUGGAGGAGGGAAAUUCAUCACAGUCGGCGACAGAAUCAGGUUGCCCGACGACGUGACGAUGGGAUACAUAAUCGAGUACCUGCUGAAGAAACAGCUCACCGUCAUCGAGCAAUUCCACUCGCAUUUGGAGCCCAUGAAGUUUCUCAACAAGGACACCUUCGGUGAACAGGUUUCGUUCAGCUACUCGAAGGGUCCUAGGGACGAGUGGAAUAUUUUGAAGAUCGACGGCUUCGACAUGAAGGACGAUCCUAAAAGAUUCAAGUCGAUCCACUGCCAUCUGUUUCCCCAUGUGGCCAACUGUCCUCACAGAUGAUCCACCGGAUGAAGAAACGGAAGAGAACCUUCGAGGAUUCACCUGUACUUUGUUUUUGUUAUUUUUUUUAUUCGUGUCCAGAGAAGUUAGAACUGUGUCGUGAAAUUUGUACAUAGAUGUAGAUAGUUUGGAACGUUUACGCAACGUGGAGCCAAAUACCGAUGGACCAUCGCUAUCUCGCUCGUAGAUCGUAUUUAUGUACAGAAAGAGAGAUUUUUGUUUCGAGCGUGGAAAGUUUAACUCGGAUUGUACAUAGAAGCAACCUUAUCGAGAUUACAUUGAAAUAUUUCGGUAGGGUUCGAAUAUUUUGGCGACGUCGCCGCUGUAGGAAAUUACCUUAAGCUAGUCCCCGUGUAAUGAAACCCGUACAAUGUGAUAUUUAAGUGUGAGUGCGAUGUUGUUUUUUACGCGUGAGAGGAAGUCGGAUGCUGUGCGCAGAAUUUUCUGAAAUAAAAAUUUGAGUACAGUUGUAGAUGGCAUAAAGAUUGUAGAAGAUACCAUCUUAGAAAAUAAGGAACACAGGAGUGGAACUUGUAGAUGUUCUUUAGGACAAACACGUAAAGUAGGAGUGGAACUUUAUAGAUCUUUAGGAAACUUCGGCGUUCGAUUUCCUCGUCUUCCUUUUCGCGAUUGUGCAAUAUCAAGAGAUACGAGAAUAGUUGAUUUAUGAGAAAUCGAGGAGAAGGAAAGAGGCGGGUGUACGAUUAUGUACGUUACAAUAACGAUGUUUUAUAUAAUACACGGACAUAUCUAUACGA
Messenger RNA from Megachile rotundata (alfalfa leafcutting bee), 1338 nucleotides. RefSeq names its product Fringe glycosyltransferase (gene fng). NCBI's taxonomy places the organism in Eukaryota, Metazoa, Arthropoda, Insecta, Hymenoptera, Megachilidae. Gene Ontology annotation, cellular component: membrane. The record is from RefSeq and is a predicted model, not a curated record. Gene Ontology annotation, molecular function: glycosyltransferase activity.